Molecule: messenger RNA, 2145 nt
Organism: Penicillium brevicompactum
Lineage: Eukaryota; Fungi; Ascomycota; Eurotiomycetes; Eurotiales; Aspergillaceae
Product: F-box domain protein
Exons: 2
Coding region: 1-2145 (714 amino acids)
Biological process (GO): SCF-dependent proteasomal ubiquitin-dependent protein catabolic process
Cellular component (GO): SCF ubiquitin ligase complex
Molecular function (GO): protein binding
Source: RefSeq, a predicted model, not a curated record
AUGACUUCCCAAAUCUCCGAUCCCAUCCUGCCCGUCUCCGAAGAUCCGACACCGUCGCCCGCUCAGAUCCCCUCGGAGCAACCACCCAAAUUAAAGGGCCGUCAGAAGUUGCUGCAGAAUCUCCAACGCAUAUCCUCCAGUCCGACCUUGACUCGACGUGGACGCUCAUCUUCGAGCGCUGGUUACCGUCGGGACCACAAGGCUUCUCUAUCCUGCGUUUCGUUAUCUUCACCUUCUUACUCCCCUUGUCUAGGCAAUGGAAGUUCCUCCCAGCUCUAUGGGGGCCUUCACCCUAGACCUGUCACUACUCCUAACUGUUCCCGUUCCCCUGACGGACCUCAGGACAUAAAUACCCGCAUUCGACUGGUGGACACUGAUGGCCCGAAUGUCUCUUUGCCUCGCACCGUUCCAUUGCCAUUUGAUGUGAAGCCGGCACCAGGAGGGUCUCCGCGCUUGACAACACCUGUGGAUGCCACGAUCGAAGAGACACUCACUCUUCCAGAGGCUCGGCCGGCCCGAACUCUGGAUUUCUGGAAUGAUAUGCCGCGAGAACUCAAGAUGGAGAUCUUCCAGCAUCUGACCCCGCAGGAGAUUGUUCGUUGCUCUGCUGUUUCCAAAUCCUGGAAUGAAAUGUGCUAUGAUGGACAGUUGUGGACAAAGGUCGACACAACUGAAUACUAUUCCAAGAUCCCGAGCGAUGUCUUGGUGAAGCUCAUCACUUCCGGAGGUCCCUUUGUCAGAGACCUCAAUCUCCGAGGCUGCGUUCAGAUGCGUGAAAAGUGGUCCUCUGAUGGAGAGCGCAUCUCUGAUCUCUGCCGAAACGUCGUCAACUUUUCGCUUGAGGGCUGUCGUAUUGACAAGGCAUCCAUCUACUCAUUCCUUCUCCGCAACCCCCGUUUGGAAUUCAUCAAUGUGUCGGGUCUAUCGACUGUUACAAACUCGGCUAUGAAAGUCAUUGCGCGAUCUUGCCCCCAGCUUGAGACUCUGAAUGUCUCAUGGUGUAGCAACGUUGACACUACCGGUCUGCUCCGAAUUGUGCAGUCUUGUACGCGACUGAAAGAUCUCCGAGCCAGCGAGAUUCGUGGUUUCAGUGACGAGAAGUUCACAUCGGCCUUGUUCGAGCGCAACAGCCUGGACCGUCUGAUCAUGAGUCGCACUGACCUGACCGAUCAAAGUCUGAAGAUGCUGAUGCACGGCAAAGACCCCAUGAUGGAUGUGCUGACUGAUCGUCCUAUCGUUCCACCUCGAAGAUUCCGUCAUCUGGACCUCCAUCAAUGUUCCGAGGUUGGCGAUACCGGGUUGAAGAGUUUGGCUCAUAACGUGCCAGAUCUGCAGGGGUUGCAGGUCUCCCAGUGCUCCGAGCUGACCGACGAUUCCGUCAUGGAUGUCAUUCGCACAACGCCCAAUCUGUCACAUUUGGAACUAGAAGAUUUGGAGCACCUCACAAACGCCACUUUGAUAGAGUUGGCGAGAUCUCCCUGUGCCCAAAGCAUGGAGCAUCUAAACAUCAGCUACUGUGAGAGCCUCAGCGACACAGGAAUGUUGCAAGUCAUGAAGAACUGCCCGAACCUGCGAUCCGUGGAAAUGGACAACACCCGACGACGAUCUCCCCAGGUCGGACUCCGCCUCAUGAUCUUCGACUGCGCAAAUGUCACUUGGGCAGGAGUCAAAGAAGUGCUCUCCAGCAACGCUUACAUUCCGCGUGCCUCCCGCAAACUCGCUUCCACAGUGGUCACCGUGACCCAAACCUCAGACACCGGAUCUUCCCCAGAGACAAGCACAUUCGUCACACCGAGUUCCACACCCUCGCCCUCGCCUUCGCUCACAUACCCGAAUGAAAUCAUUCAACUCAAGUGCUUCUAUGGAUGGCAGAUGACUGUUGACGAACACACGAAACGGGUUCUCCGCGGUGACCUCGCUGCUGCAUCUCGGCUGGAUCGGAAAUGGGCAGACUACAUGAUGGCGACUGAGGAAGCGGGCGCCGCAGGUGCGGGUGCUCGUCGACGCAGACGCCGUGCACGCGAGGCUGAGCGUCUUUACAACGCUGAUGAAGAUGAGGCUGAUACGUAUGGAAUCGGGUCGAUCACUGCUCUCGGCGGUAGACGCCGACGUGCUCAGAGUGGUGGUGGCUGCACUGUCAUGUAA